Molecule: messenger RNA, 9528 nt
Organism: Thamnophis elegans (Western terrestrial garter snake)
Lineage: Eukaryota; Metazoa; Chordata; Lepidosauria; Squamata; Natricidae
Gene: NACC1
Product: nucleus accumbens associated 1
Exons: 6
Coding region: 147-1748 (533 amino acids)
Biological process (GO): regulation of transcription by RNA polymerase II
Molecular function (GO): RNA polymerase II cis-regulatory region sequence-specific DNA binding; protein binding; DNA-binding transcription factor activity, RNA polymerase II-specific
Source: RefSeq, a predicted model, not a curated record
UAGGCUGACAAUGAAUGGCUGCUGCUAGCGCUGCUCGGAGGGCGAGGGGAGCAGAGCCCCUCCGUUGAGCCAGAUCUUCCCUCCUCCCCCCCCGCCCUACUUUUGCACAGCGUACCCAUCUGGGUGAGGAGGAGAAGAAGAGGAGGAUGGCUCAAUUUCUCCAGAUGGAGAUCCCCAACUUUGGUAAUAGCAUCUUGGAAUGCCUGAACGAGCAGCGGUUACAGGGGCUGUAUUGUGAUGUCUCAGUGGUGGUGAAAGGCCAUGCUUUCAAGGCACACCGAGCUGUGCUGGCUGCAAGCAGCUGCUACUUCCGGGACCUUUUCAACAACAGCAAGAGCACUGUGGUGGAGCUUCCUGCUGCGGUGCAACCUCAAUCCUUUCAGCAGAUCCUUAGUUUCUGCUACACUGGUCGCCUAAGCAUGAAUGUGGGUGAUCAGUUUCUGCUCAUGUACACAGCAGGGUUCCUGCAGAUCCAGGAGAUUAUGGAAAAGGGGACUGAGUUCUUCCUGAAGGUCAGCUCACCCAGCUGUGACUCGCAAGGCCUGCACACCGAGGAGGCACCUUCUUCUGAGCCACAGAGCCCUGUGGCACAGACAUCCACCUGGCCUUCCGGCAAUACGCCCUUACCCCUGGUCUCUCGUGUAAAGACAGAGCAACAGGACUCAGACUCUGUCCAAUGCACAUUUGUGGUUAAGCGGCUCUGGGAAAACAACCAGAAGGAAGGGAAUAGUGGCGGUAGUAAUGGCAGCCGCAAAAUGGCCAAGAUCUCCUCCCAACAGGAGUUGAGCGGGGGAAACCGGCAGGUUCAGCAGCAAGUGCAACAACAACAACAACAGGUCCAGCAGCAACAACAGCAACAGGUUCAGCAGCAGCAACAACAGCAGGCAGCACUAACGGGGGGAGGUGGAGGGGCAGGCGUGGUCAGCGGCCCCAGUACCUCAGACCAGACAAGCCCUGGCACCUCCAGUGCUUACACCAGUGACAGCCCCAGUUCCUAUCAUAAUGAAGAAGAUGAAGAGGAAGAUGCACCCGAGGAAGGCUCCGAUGAGCAGUACCGACAAAUCUGCAACAUGUACACAAUGUACAGCAUGAUGAAUGUAGGGCAGACGGCAGAAAAAGUAGAAGCACUGCCAGAUCAGGUGCAGUCAGAGUCUCGCAACCGGAUACGAGUGCGGCAGGACCUAGCUUCACUGCCUGCAGAGCUCAUCAACCAGAUUGGAAACCGAUGCCAUCCGAAGCUAUAUGACGAGGGUGACCCGGCUGAGAAACUGGAACUUGUGAUAGGUACUAAUGUGUACAUCACUCGGGCACAGUUGAUGAAUUGCCAUGUUAGUGCUGGGACACGGCACAAAGUGCUUCUCAGGCGGCUACUAGCAUCCUUUUUUGACCGGAACACCCUUGCAAACAGUUGUGGCACUGGAAUCCGUUCCUCCACCAAUGACCCCAGCCGGAAACCUCUUGACAGCCGAGUGCUGCAUGCUGUGAAGUUUUAUUGCCAGAACUUUGCCCCAAACUUCAAGGAGAGCGAGAUGAAUGCAAUUGCUGCUGAUAUGUGCACAAAUGCACGACGUGUUGUCCGUAAGAGCUGGAUGCCUAAACUGAAACUACUGAUGGCUGAAGGCGACGCCUACACAACCUUCAUCAAUGACAGUGGCAAAAUGGAGCCAGACAUCAUGGGUGUGGAGCACAACUUUGAGACCAGCAGCCAUGAUGGGGAUGCAGGCACCUCAGCCGAGGGCCUCCAGUGAAGUGUGCCCACCUCUUUUUCCAGGCGAUGGUUUUUAAUUUCCUAAUUUGAUUUUUUUUUUUUUUUUUUUGUAGAAUCGUUUUCCACAUUUUCUCAUUUUCUUUUUAUUAUUGUUGGUUUGUUUUUUUUGUUUUGUUUUUUUGUUUUGGCAGAGGGGAAAGAAAGCAUUGUGCUAUCUCCUUUUUUGAAACAAAGAUGCUUAAAUUUUGACCUUUCUUCCUCAGGCACUACAAGUAGUUUGAACCCUGCUGCUGCUGUUGCUACUGCACUGGCAGUUCCGACUGGCAUUUCUCCUCUCCCAGCCCCUUCUUUUAUGACUGUUUUGAUAAAAAAAAUAUUUUAGUGGGAGGAAAAACAACCAAAUCCACUUGCAAACACACUAAAGGAAGUAAUGUCCAGAACACUACAUGUUUCCUCCAUCCUAUGUUUGUUGCCGCCAGUUUAGGGCUGUAACUUGGACUGACCAUUACUAAGUCUUUCCUUUCUAGAGAAUGGGAAACACGAGCAGGAAAGGGACUGAUCCUAACAUUCUUGGGCUGUCACCUUUGCUCCUCUCAGUUCCAGUUCUACCCCUCCCCUUCCACUCUUGCUUAGGUACACUUAGGUUUUAGGCAAGGAGACAGUUCCUUUCCUUUCAUUCUUGGUAUCGUCACAACUUAAAUAUACUUGCAUGCAUACACACUAAUGUCUGCUUUCACGCCUCUGAACCUAUGCACUUUCUCCGGCUGUGACACACACCGAUCUGUCCUGUCAUUCAGACCACUCUAACCUCCUGAAUUAAUGUAUCAUGUAGGACACUAUACUUGUUGCCUUUUUAUUGGCUCAGAGCCAGUACAGAAAACACUGAACUUAGAGCUGAGAUUAUUACUAUCCUUUAACAUAGUCUUCAUUUCUUCUAUGCCAGCUUCUUCUCUGAAGUGUUUUCUUUUAACACAAAAUGUGUUUGCAGGUUUCUCAGUUUUCAGGCAGUUUGCAAUAUCGGACAUAUAUCCAUGCAGUCGGCAUAGGGAUCUUUCUCUAGGAGCUAAUAGUUAACAGGUAUAUUUACCUGUCUUACUGCUGCCAUAACUGGAAAUCAUUCCCCUCCCCUCCAUGUUUGUGGAUUAGAGAGCAGAAUAAGAAAUUCUUAUUCAACUCUUUCUCCCACUUCAGGUAGUUUGCCAAAGGCAAACAUGAAGUUUACAAAACAGUUUUUGAUGGACGAGACAAAGCCAAGGAAGAAAGCAUCACUUCCUUAAUCCAACCAGUGCUACAUGUUCACACCAGCCUGUGUGGAUAUUUCAAACCUCCAGAUAGUUGGAAAGAACCUUUACUGAAUGGUUGAAAAUCUCCAAAAAAGUACCUAAUUACAAUACGAAACCUUACCUUUUGUUUUUUCCCCACUAAAGGCCAAUUUUAUAUUAAUAUGGCUCCCAAGUGAUGUUUGACCCAGAAAAAAGGACUGCUGGUUGGAUUCCAUCUUGAAAUGGAAAAUAAAUAAGUAAGUGGGCAAACCAGGAAUUUUAGGAAACCUUCUCUCCUGCCUUUUUGUAUUUCUGUUGACAGGAUUAAGGGAGUCAGUCAUACUGAAAGAGUUCCUCUCUUCUUUGGAAAUCCUGGGAUACUGAAGUAGUUAUGCUUGGUAGCAGUUGGGCUUUUAUUUUUCCCAGUAAGACAGGUGUUCCAAACAAUCCUUUGUGCGUUCAUGAUGGUUGUUGCCUGACACUUUUCUAAGCCAUCCUUUGAACACAAGACCAUUCUCCACAACUGGGAAAGGCUUGGGGGGGAAGGGAGAGAAAUUAUUUAAUAAAGGAACUUAAAACUGGAAAUCUUGAAGGAUUUGUCUCUCCAUGAAGACAAAUUCAGGGCAUGAAUAAUGUUACAUCUUUCUCCAAAAAAGAUUACAAAAUCUGGAGCAUUUUAAAAAUCAUUCCCACAGUUUAGAAUUCUUCCAAAUAAGAUGGGAUGACAGUUUCACUAGUAUCUGAUUUCACAUGAAAGCAUUAAUCAGUGUCAAUAAUGUCUCUUACAUGAAUUUAUCUAUCAACUGAACCAAAACUCGCCUGGAAAUUUUUUUCCUUUUCCAAAGAAAGCUCAAUAGUUAUAGCUGAGUCUCAGUUAUUGUCUGUUUAUAAAGAAAAGCAAGCCUGGUGUAAAUCUUUAAAAAAAAAACAAUUAAAGCACCUAACUACACUGGUUGUAUUUCAGCGGGGGUUGCAAAUUUUAGAUUCAACCAGUCUUAGCUAAGGGGAUGUAUAUUUACUUUGCAUACAUAAUUUGUACAUACGUAUGUAUGUUCUUUAUCUAGAAAGAGCUCAAAAUCAGCCCAGAUCUUGUUUCAGAGAUACACACAUUCAGGUCCUGGUUGACAAGGGGAGACAAUUUUCAUGCCACUAUCUAGUUCCAGAGAAUCCCUUGGUACAUUUAUAUUUGUAACUGUGGGGGAGCACAUUUCUAAAUCCUUUUAUGAGUUGAUACAGCUCUAGGUGAACUUCACUGUGUUGAUAUAUAUAUAUUCCUACUCUCUAGAUAGAACACUAAGAAUGCCACACUGAGCCCACUUAGCUGGGAAUAAGUGUGAAUAGUACUGCUGACUGAGCACAAUGAGACCUUUUUUGCAUACCUUGAUGGAACAUUCGCCCACCAACUGUGUGAAUGUGAAUGUACCAGUCUUGCCUGAGAAGUCAUGUGGGUGGAUUCCACCCCCUCCCCCUUUUAAUAUACUUCAUGUGCAUGUCCUACUUUGCUCAGAAAAUAGCUGCUUUGUACUUCAAGGCAUGUUGCUGGUUUUCUUUGGUUAGAAUAGGCAAUCUUGUUCAUUACUGACUUUGGUAAGUCCAGGGCAUUUUCUAAAAGGCAAAGCGAAAGACAAGUACAGAAUCUAAAGAGGUAUAAAGUCAUGUUCAAAUUGCAAGGAUAUCAUUGUAAGAUUUUGAGCUGAAACAGCAGCCAGGCCAGGUGCAGAGGACCUGAUUACUUGAGUGCUGAUCCAGGAGACUGCAAUUGAUUGGAGAUAUUUUCAGAAAAGUUAUUGUCCCCGUUUAAAUGUAGGUAAAUCUGCCUUAGAAACCUAAGGUAUUAUAUUGAUUUCCUUCUUUUACUGAUUUCCUUCCUAUAAUUCCACUAAGAAAUUAAGAGUUUUUGUGAAUUUGCAGGUAGUUUUGUUUUGUCUAUUUUUCUCAGAAUUAUAAUUCAGGUGCUGCUAUUUUUAGAAAUCCAUGAUGAAGGGCACAAACUUUGUGGUAUCCCACUGCAUGCCCUGCCCAGUGAUACUAUGAGCAUUUGCUUUACUAUAAAGAAAUGGCUCUUCCAAGAUCGAAAGUUAAUUAUUAACAUUAACUCCAAUUCACACUUCACUGCUUUCUCUUUCUUCCAGUUCCUCUUUUCUCUUUUCUACUAGUUUAUUUUAUGCAGGAGAGGCUUAUUUGUUACCUAGGACACGAUUUACACAGUGCUUCUAUGGUACUAUAGUCAGUUAUAUUAUAUAACAAACCCCACUCACUUCACAUCUGAUUAGUAGUUUUCCUGAAAAAUGGAAGAGACAGAAGUUAACUUUUUAAAAAUCAUAUACAUUUUCUAGAAACCAAAUAGGGGUAUAGCUCAUUAUUUUCUUACACUACAAUAGUCUUUAAUCAUAUUCUAGUUUUUAAAAAGUAUGUAAUGGAUGGUGUUUAAAAGGGAGGUAAACGAUACAAAAUUUUAUUGGUAUGGUUGGUAUAUGUGUGCGUGAGAGAAUUAUAAUAAUAGUCUCCGCCUGAAUUCUCAAAUGGUUUUAGGAGAAAAAUUAAUCAGCUGUCACUUUUGAAAUCUGGCCUUGUUUAAACAAUGGAAAGAAUAGGAGGAUUGAACAAAGGUUGCAUAUUUAGCUGGAUUGCAAGAAAAAGAAAACUAGGUAUCUAAUCAAGAGUGCAUGUGCAUUGUUGAGAAUGCCCACCUGCAUCACCUCUCUAAGUCAUACAUGGAAUUAUAGGGAUGAAUGUUGCAGUAUGAAUAGAGAUACAUAUCCAGGUCACAGUUUUUAUAGCAACAACUAAUAUAGAACAGUUGCAUGCACAUGAGUUCCUAUUAUCAUCCUAAUGCUUGUGUCUUAUCUCUCACCCAUGCUGCCACCCAUGUUGUUGCAUGUAAUAUAGAGGUUGACCAAUUAUAUUUACCAGCUAUUCUUUCAUGAACAUGAAUGUGAUUCUAAUGAACAGACUCUUAAGAGAAAACAGCUGUGGUAGCGGUAGUAGUAAACACUUUUCCCCAGACAAAAAACAUGCCAGCUUUUUCCUCAAUCUGCAUUAAUCCCAGUCUUGCUAUUUUCGGCUAGUACCACUCCCAAUUCCUGAAUUCUGGUUUAUAUGCUCCAAUCCAGCUGCACAGUAGACUCUUAAAAUUCUAUGCCUUUGUCCCUUUUUUCUACUGUUCUCCUUAGUACAGUAUUUCUGGUAGGUUCUCUUUUCCCUUCCCUGAAAAUGCAGAGGAAUUAGGAGAUUGAAAUGGCAUAGACUUUUUUUUACAUAAAAAUGCACAGAAGUUAAUACUUCUUUCUACCAUCUUGACCUCCAAACUAAAUUGGAAGACUUAUUCUUUAAAUUCCACUCUGAGUUGGGAAUACCUGUAGUUGAACCAGUCAAUAUAACUUUACUACAACAUCUUGCCUUCAGUGGACAAAAUACUAUAAAAAAACAAAAUAACAUCCAAAUUCCUUCCCCCUACAUUGGUUUUUAAAGCAAAAAAUACUGCAGUGACAACAGUAUUUCACUGUGUGACUCAGAACAGAAUUUAUUCUCCCUAAUCAUUAAGAGUUUUUCCUUAUAAAAGUAUGUUAGAUUGGUCUUCUCUAAUCUCCAUUGAACUCUUAUCUAGCCACUGCUCAAGAUGUGAAAAGCUUUCUUGGGUUAUCAUUACUUGUUCAGCUGAGUGUCAACUAAGAGCUCCUAUAACAUAAAUGUGUAUCAUGCGUUCAUCCCCUCCUCAGUAAUCUUGAGCAGAGUUACUUGGAUAUAAGUAGUAACAUUAUUAGUCUUCAGUUUUUACAGUGGGAAGAUUAAUCCCCUUUCAACAAUUGGCUUUUCUCAGUAACCCUGUAUGUAGACAGUGGAUUUCUUGCUACUAACAGUGACAAGAAACCAGCUGUUUCCUGCGAGCCAACUGAUCAGAUUAAUCAACUAACAAGCAGGAAAAGGAGGCAGGGCUUUUAGAUGUUCAUCUUACACUGAAGAAAUGAAGAAAUUUAGGAAGAAUACAAUUUUAUCCCUAUUCAUUGGAUACCUUCUUCUGAAAGAGGUUCUAUUAUCUGUAGCUUCCUCCCUCUUUUCUCAGCCACCAAAAUAACUAUGAUGUUGGGAAAGGCCAAAAAGAAAGAGUUAAUAAGGUUUGGACAAGAAAAGUGUUUAGUAGAUCAUAAUUAUCUGAUCUGUCAUGGCUCCAAGCGGAAAGUAACAUUUAGAUUAUGAAAACUAAGAAUAAUUUGCUCUGGGAAGAAACCAGUUCUGGGGGAAAAAUAAGAACAGGAGACCUAGAUCUAUAUCCACUCCAUCCCCCAAUUAUAUUGGCCUCUUUUCAACAGAACAUAAAAGCUUAUGGAACCUCUAAGGUCAGAGCAAUCCAUAAUUAGAAAUAAAAUUGCAUCCAUACAUCUGUCAAUGCAGGGCAAUUAUAACUAAUAAAUAUUCAGAGGCAUCCAGAAUUUAAUGUUCAGUUGAAUUUACUUUAGCUAGAAUGCUUGCUUCUUAUUCUUUUACCCAAGAUAGAGUUGCUGUUAACGUUUUGUAGUAUCAUGUGCAUCACCGCAUCACUCACUGGUUAAACAUUUUGCAGUCCUUGGUACUUUCCACUUUGAAUUGGAAAAGACAGUUCUGGGCAAGGUGAACUCAAGAUGUGAAUCAGGAGGCAGCUAUUUAUGUCUCUGUCUUUAGUCACCUUACUGAGUUGGGUGGCCUUGUAAAUGAAAUAAAUAAAUAGGUGUGGGGGCCCCGCCUUUGAGACUGAUAAAGAGAGUUAAGGCAGAAUCUGCUUUAGGAAGAUGACACUUUUGAGGAAGUGUCAUGACAAAAUGAAUUAUACGGUAAGUCAAUCUCUUCUAUCGCACCCCUUUUGACCAACAAAUUUUGCACUGACUUUCACCAUUAUACUUUGGGAGAACUCUGAAAUCUUCUGCUUUGAGCUCAGAGAUUGUGAGAGCAAGAGAAGUGUAGAUUGCACAUAAGCUUUGGUAUUUUUUUCAAUCUUGGAAGCGAAGACCAGGGUUUUUGGUUUUUUGUUUUUGAUGCGGGGAGUGAGGGGGGAGGGGAUUGUGCAAUAUUAGUGGCACCUACUGAGGGAAAGGCAACCAUUUCUUGCUGUGAUUCUUGGGAUGCCUGACUUAUUCUAAGAAAAUAAAAGGCACCAAUUUUAAGUGAAAAAAGAAGAGCAUACGCUAAAAGAAGAAAAGCACUGAUUUUAAGUGGAAAAAAGAAGAGCAUACACUAUUCCUUUACUGUUUACGUACUUCAGAGUCUAUUAGAGCCUUUGAAUAGGUGCCCAGGGGGUGCAUAUAAACUGGUGAAGUAAUUCUGGUGGAACAUAAGCUAGUAAUUCUAUUUACACUGGAAGACAAUUUGAAUAGCAUCUUGCAUGUAUGUUUCACAUGUGAAGGACUUUUAUUUUAUUGUCAGCAGGUGUGAUCCCUGGCAACUCGAUAAUAGACAUUUUCGAACCUUCUAGGAGAAAAGGGGGGAAAAGUUGUACAUUGCUUGCUUUCCUCAUCAGGAGGCUUGACUGCCUUAGAAGAGUUGCUGUUGCAGAUGUAGUAAGCUGGUCUGUCUUCCAAGACGGAGCUGCCAGAGCUCAAUUUUUAAAACGUCAAGUUACAAGGGAGAGGAAUUCUGAAGUCUGGGCAGAGACCUUUGGGACUGUAGUUUGUAAUCCGCAGAGAUCCACUUUGUUGCAAUUCAUAUUCGCUGUCUGUUCUCAUGGGUGGUAGCUUGAGGUGGUAGCCAGGAGGACAUUCAGCACCUACUUUCUGAAACAGGGAAAUACCUUCACCCACUUGGCAUUCUUGGGGGGAAAAAUCUGAUGCCCACAUUUAAAUCCCAGAGGAUGUCGGAAUAUUCAGCUGGACUCCUCUUUGUUGAGUCUUUUUCCAACCUACUUAAAAACUUCUUCUAGUGGGCAUAUUUGCAUCUUGGAUAUGCUUUCUCUAAACAAUGGAAAGAACAGAUUGCGGAGGGGAUGGGAGGCCUGACUUUUGUUGUAUCCAUUUUUGUCAUCUUUUAUUUUCCUUUUGACAUUUAUAUGCUGGUCUAGGACCGUAAUAGACAUUUGAUUUGUCAUUUCUUUCCUUAACUAAAGCAAACAAAUCUUUUUUUAAAAGGACAAAAAUGUAUACAGAAAGCACUAACAAAGCCUGAUUAUUUAACCUCUGUGCAGAUGCAGCAUGGACUCUUUUCUUCCCCUUCCAGGCGCUUUGGGUUAAUGCAAGCAGCUACUCCAAUAUAUCAGUACCUCUCCCUUCCCUGCCCCUUGUAAAAUCCUUUCAGAGAGGAGAAUCUAUCCUUUAAAAUACAAAAUAACAAUGGCAAAACCUCCCUUUUCCCACCCAUAAGCCCAUCCCAGGUCCCUCAGCACCCCACGCUUUUACCUCUGAACUUUCCCCUUUGCCCUCCCCUCUCCCCCCCGGAUGAUGCCAGUAUUUGUUCUGUGUUAUAAGUGCCAAGAAAAAUUUUGUGACUCCUCAUCCCUGUGACCUGAGAGUAUCAAGAAUUGCACAUUAACUACUGUAAAGAUUAAAAAAAAAAGAGGAAUUCAGAAAUGUUAAUAAAAAAAAAAGUUUGUAA